This is a messenger RNA of Acanthochromis polyacanthus (spiny chromis), 1865 nucleotides long. It is a transcript of the gene mat2b, whose product is annotated as methionine adenosyltransferase II, beta. NCBI's taxonomy places the organism in Eukaryota, Metazoa, Chordata, Actinopteri, Pomacentridae. Gene Ontology annotation, cellular component: methionine adenosyltransferase complex. Gene Ontology annotation, molecular function: methionine adenosyltransferase regulator activity. Gene Ontology annotation, biological process: S-adenosylmethionine biosynthetic process. The transcript has 7 exons. The coding region runs from base 125 to 1144 and encodes 339 amino acids. The record is from RefSeq and is a predicted model, not a curated record.
CUUUACGGCAAACAGCUGACCAACCGGAAGAGGCGCAGACAGAGCAAAGUGCGCAUUAAAGAUCAGAGACGGUGGGAUUGAUCGAUUUGGAUCAAUAUUUAAUGCCAGAACCGUGUAGAAUCAGAUGAGGACGGAGAUGAACCGAUCAGGCGCAGAGCUGAGGAUCCGCUUUAGUCCGGGGCACGUGCAGCUGGUUCAGGAGGAGGUGGUCCCAUCUCCAAAGGUCCUGGUUACCGGGGCAACAGGUCUUCUGGGUCGGGCCAUGUGCAAAGAGUUUCAGAACGGCGGCUGGCUGGUCAUCGGGACUGGAUACAGGAGAGCUAGGCCCCGCCUCCUCCGCUGUGACCUCACUGAUGAGGAAGCGGUCAGAGGACUAUUGCAUGAGUACAAGCCUGACGUGAUCGUCCACUGUGCCGCUGAGAGACGUCCAGAUGUUGUGGAGAGACACACAGAGGCAGCUGUCAAUCUGAACGUGCACGCCACGAGCACGCUCGCCAAAGAGGCAGCUGUGUGUGGAGCUCUGUUCAUCUACAUCAGCACCGACUACGUGUUCGACGGCAGGAAUCCUCCGUACGGAGAAGACGACUCUCCCAAUCCUCUGAACGUCUACGGACGAAGCAAACUGGAGGGGGAAAGGGAGACGCUGAGACACUGUCCAGGUGCAGUGGUGCUGCGAGUGCCCGUUCUCUUCGGGGAGGUGGAGUCGGUGGCAGAAAGCGCUGUGACGUCUCUGUGGUUGAAAGUUCAGGAGGCGACGGAGGAGAGCUGCACCCUGGAUCACUGCCUGCAGAGGUUCCCUACCGACGCACGGGACGUAGCCGCCGUCUGCCGGAAACUGUCUGAGAGAGCAAGACAGGACUCGUCCAUCAGAGGAAUCUUCCAUUUCUCUGGUAAAGAACAGAUGACCAAGUAUGAGAUGGCAGUAGCCAUCGCCCAGUCCUUCAGCCUGCCGUCCAAUCACCUGAUACCUCUGACAGAGCAGCCGGCGGCCUCAACUCUUCGUCCAAUCAACAGCCAGCUGAACUGUUCUCGUCUGGAGCUGCUGAACCUGAGCGUGGAGCCGCGACCGUUCGCUUCCGCCAUCACCGACUGUCUGUGGCCAUUCACGCCGGACAAACGCUGGAGACAGACGGUUUUCCACUAAGACACAGACAGGUGGUCUAGAUGUUCAUGUACGUUUAACCUGUUGAUGUAUUGAAGUUACGUCUUGGUUCCCUGAGUUCCGUCUGCAGGUAUCUGCGGAUGUUAUCAAAGUAAAACUUGUUAGUUGACGAUGUGUGGAAUCUGGAUGACAAACUGAGACCAGGUUAAUAUAAAAUAUUCACUGUGCACCUCGCUGUUAUGUAUAUUAUUAUCGUACUAUUUUCUGUAUCGUAUGUGUUCGGUUUUAUCAUCUCUUACAUCAGAGGUCGCUGGUUUAAAUCUGCUUUGUGAAAAACAUUUGAUCUGUCAAAUUAGAAUCAAACCAAAUAAUAAAUAUUCAACAGAAAUAGAAAGUUGAGACUAAAUAAAAGUUACUGAAUCAAAAUAUGAUUGUAAAGUCACCAUUCAAACAAAAGGUUUGUGUGAUCAUGUGAAACGUUUGUUUUGUUUUUUGACAGUAGUUUUGGACUGAAGCACUCAUUCCACAUAAAAACACAUUAGCUUCAGCUAGCGUCAGUGACUGUUUCUAAUCAUCACUUUAAAAACUGAUUUUACGAAUAAAAGGAACAUUUUGAAAGUAAUUCGUAGACAUGAUUAAGACCUACGGUGUUCUGUGGAGGAACCGAGCUGUUUUCAGAACGACGUCUGAUGUGAAGGUUGAAGGUUCAACAUGCGAUUCUGCUGUUUGACUGUAAAUUAACAUUAAAAAUGGGAAAACUGAA